CGGGGCGUUUUUUUGCUGACGCUCCUUUCUGAGGGGAAAUUAACCUGAUUCUCUGUUUGUGACGAUCGUUUAUUUGUUUUCCUGUCCAGUCAUGUAUAGCUGACGCUCCCCAGCGCGUACAGUCAGGCCUUCCCUCAGAUCAAGAUGCACAGUGGCUCCAGAGGCUCCGGACAUGGUGAGGGCAGCUCUUCAAGGUCACCACGGUUACCCAGGUCCUCCAAGCAGGGUCCUCGCAAACUGGGAGGGGCCACCGGGUCGGCGUCAAAGACAGGUGUGGAAGCUGGGACAGUGGUAGGAUCGAGAUCAGGGCUCGCACCCGGUUCUGUGUCGGGGCUUGCGCCGGGGUCAGGGUCAGGGUCAAGAGCAGGGCCUAGUUCAGGGUCGGGGACUGUGUCAGGGACGGGGUCAGGGAAUGGGUCACGAUCUAGGACAGGGACAUGGUCGGGACCAGGGGAGAGACCAGGGUCAGGCUCCAAAUCGGGUAGCACCGACGCAGGUGGUAAAACCAUGUCUAUGGAGAACGUCCAGUCCCUGAGCGCUGCCUACACCUCGUCUGGACCCGUGUACCUGAGCGACCGCGACGGUCUGGGGUCAUCGGGGGGCUACCCCAAAGGAACCAUGACCCUAGGCCGCAACACCACCCGCAACACCAGCCGGACCUCCUACGCAGACCGGACCACAGCCAUGGGCAGCAGCCCCAACAUCACCUCCACCUCCUUGGGCCCGGCCAACUCCCCGGACGCCUACGGGGAGCAGCAGCACACCCAGCAUCUCCAGACGGGGGGGCCUUCGGGGCUGCUGCGGCAGGCUGGCCGAGAGGGGUUGUCACUGGACCUCCAGGAUCAGCUCAGGGAGCUGCAGAGAGAGAACGAGCUGCUGCGGAGAGGGAGGGAGGUGAGGGAUGGGAGGAUGGGCUCCUCUAUCAACAGUGUGAACUUUUGGAGCCCAGAGGUGAAGAGAGAGAGGGGGAUGAGGAAGGAGGAGGGUGGACGCACCUCCAUACUGAAGGACCAGUACAGGACCAACCCGGAUGAGACCCAGCAUCUCCUGCUCUCUGUGGCAGAGCUCCAAGAGGAGCUGAGGGCCCACAGGGAGCAGAACAGCCGUCUGCAGCAGGAGGCCUCCAGCUCUCACAGGGACCUCCAGGUGGACCCCCACCAGCAGGAGUGUCGGGGGGGCUUCAGUCCCGUCCACAGCCCCAGACACAGCCCUGCUGGCCUGGGCACCAGCCACAGCCCCAGCCCCGGCUCCAGGCAGAGCCCCAGACAGAGCCCCAGCAACACCUACAACUCCAGACACCACCAAGCAGACAUCCAGACCACCAGUCCGGGCUACGGCAUCUCCGUCCCCGGGCAGAGCCACAGCCCAGCCAGCACCUUGGUCGCUGGGCCUCGGGGCAGCUCCAGCCACCUGUACAGCCCCGGACACCCAGGCCCCAGCUCCAGCCCCGCUCACCCCCGCAGCCCCUGCCAGGUCCCCGGGUGCGAUGGCUCCUCCUCGCCCCCUCCCAAGGACCUCACGGAGGAGAAUUUCAGUCACCUGCAGUCGGAGCACGAGCGGCAGGCGAAGGAGCUCUCCCUCCUGAGGAGGACCAUGGAGGAGAUGGAGCUGAGGAUCGACUCCCAGAAGCAGACCCUGGGGGCCAGGGACGAGUCCAUCCAGAGGCUGCUGGAGAUGCUGCAGGGGGGCAGGGGACAGAGGCCAGGGGUCGUCUCCAUGGCCACGGAGGAGCUCGGCCAUCUGGAGGAGGAGAAUCUUCACCUGAGAGAGGAGUUGCACAGGAGGAACCAGCUCCAAGCAGACCCGACCAAGACCAAGGCCCUGCAGACUGUCAUUGAUAUGAAGACGACAGCGCCCCCUUUCUGUUUUGAUCCUGAUGUUAUCUGGCAGGACACCAAGAUCUCCUCCCUGGAGCGGAACAUCAGAGACCUGGAGGACGAGGUCCAGAUGUUAAAGACGGGAGGCCUGCUCCACCCGGACGACCGCCACGAGGAGCUGAAGCAUGUGGAGCUCUACAAAAGCCACUCCAAGUUCAUGAAGACCAAGAUAGACCAACAGAAGCAGGAACUGAACAAGAAAGAAUCGGACAUGCAGGCCUUGCAGACCAAGCUGGAGACGUUGACCAAUCAGAAUUCGGAUUGCAAACAACACAUUGACGUGCUGAAGGAGUCUCUCAACGCCAAGGAGCAGCGAUCAUCCACGCUGCAGACUGAGGAGAGCAGAGUGGUGAAAUGA
Osmerus eperlanus (European smelt) is the source of this 2235-nucleotide messenger RNA. Its product is annotated as ERC protein 2-like. The record is from RefSeq and is a predicted model, not a curated record. The transcript is spliced from 9 exons. Gene Ontology annotation, cellular component: cytoskeleton of presynaptic active zone. Gene Ontology annotation, biological process: maintenance of presynaptic active zone structure; regulation of synaptic plasticity; neuromuscular synaptic transmission. Lineage: Eukaryota; Metazoa; Chordata; Actinopteri; Osmeriformes; Osmeridae. Gene Ontology annotation, molecular function: structural constituent of presynaptic active zone. Bases 145 to 2235 code for a protein of 696 amino acids.